This is a messenger RNA of Quercus robur (English oak), 1115 nucleotides long. RefSeq lists its product as uncharacterized. NCBI's taxonomy places the organism in Eukaryota, Viridiplantae, Streptophyta, Magnoliopsida, Fagales, Fagaceae. The record is from RefSeq and is a predicted model, not a curated record. Bases 151 to 888 code for a protein of 245 amino acids. The transcript has 2 exons.
GACAAUACACUCUGGUUUCACCCAAUAGGAGCCAGUACCUAUUCAGAAUUUCUUAAGUUGAUCCGCCAAGCAACAUGUACAUAUAUAAGCUGUCCAUUGUAUCACGGUGAUGCCAUAUCGUUUGUCCGAUAUAAUCUUCGAACAAAGUCCAUGGAAGAAACCAAUGUGAGUUUGAAACUUCUGAUAGACACAGAAAGCCAUAGAGUGCUUUUUGCUGAAGCGGACAAGAACUUCAUCGACUUCCUCUUUCACAUUCUGGCCCUGCCCGUCGGAACUUUCAUUGCGCUUCUCACAAAGCAAGGAAUGGUGGGCAGCUUGGGGAACAUUUACGAGAGCAUUGAAAAUUUAAAUAUCACUUACCUUCAACCAAACUUGAACAAAGCGACUCUCCUGAAGCCCAAAGUACACAUCUCUGGUGGUGGUAUUGGAAUCCCUCUCCUAUUGCCAAACGUUGAAUCGUCUUCCACAUCAUCCAAGAAAUGGUAUAGGUGCUGUAAUUCCUACAGCGGCAACUGUUUCUUAUAUUUUACUAAUGACUACAGCGCAAUCUGUCCUUCGUGCAAGAACGUCAUGAACAACGAGCUAAAUUUCGUACACCCACCAAGCGCAACGAAUGCGGGCUCUUCCUCCAGUGAGGGAGGAUACGUGAAAGGAGUGGUUACAUACAUGGUGAUGGAUGAUCUAGUGGUGAAACCCAUGUCCACCAUCUCUAGUAUCACUCUGCUUAACAGGUUUAAUGUCAAGGAUGUAGGAGCUCUUGAGGAGAAAGUGGUUCAUUUGGGCAUCGAUGAGGGAGUGAAAUUACUGAAUGCUUCUCUGCGGUCAAAGAGUGUUUUGACUGAUGUCUUCCUCCCAAUGUUGAAAGUUGAAAUAGAAAGUGUAAUGUAAUGUAACACGGAAGUGCAAGAGUUCUAUGCCAUUGCCAAAAUUAAUUUUUCUUCUGUUUUUUUCGUUGCAUAUAUGUUUUAAAUGUCGGUCAAAUCUGGUGUGGCAAUGUGAAGGGCAAUAUGCUCUCUCUCUUUAUUUUUGUGUGUGUGUGUAUUGUUGGAAGCUUGGUUAAGAAGCAUUAUGUAUCAUAAAAAAAUAAGAUGUAAGUAUACGUAAGUUUUUGUUAA